Messenger RNA from Colletotrichum orchidophilum, 1599 nucleotides. RefSeq lists its product as uncharacterized. Gene Ontology annotation, molecular function: zinc ion binding; DNA-binding transcription factor activity, RNA polymerase II-specific. Bases 1 to 1599 code for a protein of 532 amino acids. The record is from RefSeq and is a predicted model, not a curated record. Gene Ontology annotation, biological process: regulation of DNA-templated transcription. The transcript is spliced from 2 exons. Lineage: Eukaryota; Fungi; Ascomycota; Sordariomycetes; Glomerellales; Glomerellaceae.
AUGGCUCGGAAGGGCAGUCGCAAGACAAGAACGGGCUGUUUCACCUGCAAGGUUCGAAAAGUCAAGUGCGACGAGGCCAAGCCAGAGUGUAAGCGAUGCUCGAACACCGGCCGCAUAUGCGAUGGCUACCCGGCCCCGGCCCCGGCCCCGGCCCCGAUCGCCUCGUUGGAUCAGCCCCGGCUGCUCAGAGCUCAAAGUGUGUUCCCGAGUAUCAGCAGACAGGAGAGUAGGGCGCUGCAGUUCUUUUGUGAAAUGGUCGGGCCGAACCUACCCGGUGUCACCGACCCUUACUUCUGGACUCACCUCGUCAUACAGUUCAGCCGGUACGAGCCCGCAGUGAGGCAUUCCAUCAUCGCCAUCAGCUCGCUUUACGAGGGCGUCAUCCGGGUCCAGAAUGACCCGUUUGACGUAAAGAACGAGCAGAUCCAGAACAAUGCCCUCGCUUUGCGUCACUACAAUGCCGCCAUUAACCAGUUGACCGCCAUGGAGAACCAGGGGCUGGUGCUACUGGUGUGUCUCCUCUUUAUUUGUAUAGAAUUCCUACAGUCCAACCGGGAGACUGCCCUCCGACACUGCGCUCACGGCACUGCCAUACUCGCCAGCUCCGAUUCCACCUCGUAUAGGUGGGUGAGACAAUAUCUCACGCCAUUAUUUCGACGACUGAGCUCGUUACCCUUCUUUUUUGGGAGCGGACCGUCGGACAUGCUCGAUUUGAGCAUUUCGAGAUACCCGGUGCCGGUUUCCUUCAACAUCUUCUCCGAAGCAGAGGAUAUGAUUGACGACGUGUUCAACCAAGCGAUGCAGGUUAUUCGCCGCGGCGAUACGUAUCGUGUAGGGCAGAAGCAACACAUUCCAAUACCGUCAGAACUCCUAAAGGAGCAGAACAGAAUUCUAAGUCAACUGAACCAGUGGUAUGGCAUGUUCACAGACCUAGAAGCCAGAACGGGGCCAACGGCAACCAAGAGCUCCGGGUUUGCGCGUGUUUUUGCUUUGGCGAGGUACCGGAUCUGUCUGAUUUGGUUGAGCAACGCCUUCGUUCGUUCCGAGAUGGGCUACGAUGACUUCCGCGAAGAGUUCCACAAGGUCGUCGAGGAGACAUCGCAAGCAGCCGCCGAACAAAACAGCACAGAAGUCAAAACGAGCCCCGCGUUUGAAAUGGGCUUCAUUGCGCCGCUCUUCUUCUGCGCCCAGCGGUGCAGGGACCUGGGUCGCCGGCUGGAGGCCUUGCGUCUCCUCAGACUCCUCGCUGCACCCCGAGAGAAUCUCUGGGAUAGGGACGGCAUGUAUGCCUUGGCUCGGAGAAUUAUUGAAAUAGAGCACGGACUGGAAUUGAACAUUGAAGGUCGAGUGUCUCCAGCGGUACAGCCCCAAUACCUGGGCCUACCCCCGGAGACGACAAGGAUACAACAGUUUAACAUCGAAUUCGUUAGUGGACGCCAGAAGAACUUUUACGGGCACGAAGUACGUGGCCUCAAGGCUAUUUUAUUCAUGCGCAGUGGGAGCGGCAAGAUCUAUCUUCGUCCCGAGGCCUUGUUCGAGGAGGACCCUCAACUGCCUGAUGUGAGCCAAGGGCACAUAGGGGCGGUUGUUUUCCCAUAG